Cataglyphis hispanica is the source of this 1191-nucleotide messenger RNA. Its product is annotated as ADP,ATP carrier protein-like. Lineage: Eukaryota; Metazoa; Arthropoda; Insecta; Hymenoptera; Formicidae. Gene Ontology annotation, molecular function: ATP:ADP antiporter activity. Gene Ontology annotation, biological process: mitochondrial ADP transmembrane transport; mitochondrial ATP transmembrane transport. Gene Ontology annotation, cellular component: mitochondrial inner membrane. The coding region runs from base 176 to 1087 and encodes 303 amino acids. The record is from RefSeq and is a predicted model, not a curated record. The transcript is spliced from 4 exons.
UGUUUUUUGACAGAUAAUGUAAAAAUGUACAAUACUUCGAUAAUAUUAAUAGGAAUACGUGUGUAACAAAUAAGAAUGUGCAAGAACUGCACGAUCUGAUCCACAUGCGUGACGGACUGUGAAUCUUUUGAAAAUAUAAUAACAUAAGUUAUUUCAAAAGCUUCUUGCGAAAAAAAUGGAUAUGUACAGAUCUUUUCCAGUGGACUUUCUAGCUGGAGGUCUAUCCGCGGCGAUUGCAAAGACUGCAGUCGCUCCUUUAGAGAGAGUGAAACUAUUGCUGCAAGUGCAGCACACUUCGAAACAAAUUAAACCUGAGGCUCGAUAUAAGGGUAUGCUAGAUGCGUUCGUACGUAUACCUAAGGAAACGGGAUUUCUUAGUUACUGGAGAGGCAAUCUCGCUAACGUAAUCCGAUAUUUUCCAACUCAAGCGCUCAAUUUCGCGUUUAAAGAUAAAUUCAAGACCCUGUUCUUGGGAGGCGUUCCACCGGACGCAUUCUGGCGACAGUUCAUUGGAAAUUUAGCGGCCGGCGGUGCCGCCGGUGCGACAUCGCUUUUAUUCGUCUAUCCGCUUGACUUUGCCCGUACUAGAUUGGCCGCCGAUAUCGGAAAAGGAGACAAACGAGAGUUUAAAGGUAUAACUCACUGCAUAUUAAAGAUAUUCGAAUCAGACGGAUUGUUUGGGCUGUAUCGUGGUUUCAACGUCAGUGUGCAAGGGAUUAUUAUAUAUCGAGCAGCGUACUUUGGAUUUUAUGAUACUGUGAAGGGUACGCUACCUGAUCCGAAGAGCACACCGUUGUAUGUGAAUUUUAUAAUUGCCGAGAUAGUAACAACGAUAGCGGGUAUUGUGUCCUAUCCCUUCGAUACAGUCAGGAGACGAAUGAUGAUGCAAUCAGGCCGAAAAAAGACCGAUAUGAUGUAUAAAAAUACAUUGGAUUGUUGGAUAAAAAUAUCAAAGACUGAAGGACCUGGAGCUUUUUUUAAAGGUGCAUUCUCUAACAUUCUUCGUGGCACCGGUGGUGCUCUCGUUUUGACGUUGUACGAUACAGUUAAGGAAUCAAUCGAAAAAACAAUCUCGAAAAAUUUGUGAAAUUUUAAAAAUUUCAUAAAUCUUACUGAUAUAUAAGAGAUUGUCUUAUAAAUGUGUAUGAUUAAGAGAAUUGUGUUUAAAUUUAUGUACAUUUAUAUAUAGUG